Molecule: messenger RNA, 3730 nt
Organism: Helicoverpa zea (corn earworm)
Lineage: Eukaryota; Metazoa; Arthropoda; Insecta; Lepidoptera; Noctuidae
Gene: lin-28
Product: protein lin-28 homolog
Exons: 5
Coding region: 369-914 (181 amino acids)
Molecular function (GO): nucleic acid binding; zinc ion binding
Source: RefSeq, a predicted model, not a curated record
CAACAAGUGACACAAUUUGGGUUGGGGUAAAGCGGCCGGCGCUUUCGGGCGGUGUACACGUUUCGUUAGCUUCUCUAUUUUAAAAACUACUUGCUUGACGAUAUCCGGGAAGGGACCGACCGCAUCACCGCGGCGUCGACUCCACACCACUGUCACUCAUUUUCGAUGCAGUCGACCUGCGUACGCGUCGUUGGUCGCUUCGCGCGCACGCGCGUCCGCCUUUAUGCACUUAACACAUUUUUAUAGUUAAAAGUUUUAAACGUGCAGAGGUAAAUGAACUUAUUAUAAACAAAGUGCCUUUUUCAAUCAGAGGAUGUAUGUUACGAAGAGGUGAUAUUUGUGGUGCCAGUUGAUAAUUUAUAGUUACCAUGAGCGGGAGGGAAGGCGGAAAUGCAGUUCCCUCUUCAAGUGCAGCGGGCGCGAGCGGCAGCGGAGUCACAGGGGUGACGCGCCGCGGACGAUGUAAGUGGUUCAACGUCGCGAAGGGCUGGGGGUUCAUUACCCCUGACGAUGGCGGCCAAGAUGUUUUUGUACACCAGAGCGUGAUCCAGAUGCCAGGCUUUCGAUCACUGGGCGACGAAGAAGAGGUUGAGUUCGAGUGCAAGGAGUCAGACAAGGGGUUGGAGGCGACACGUGUCUCCGGGCCCUCGUCCGUGGACUGCCAGGGAUCACACCGACGCCCGCUCUCCAAGAAACGGUUCAGAAAGAUACGUUGCUACAACUGUGGCGAGUUCGCUAACCACAUAGCUGCUAAGUGCAGCAUCGGCCCACAACCAAAGAGAUGUCACAACUGCAAGAGUGAGGAUCACCUCAUUGCCGAUUGCCCAGUAAAGGUGGAAAAGAAGAAGGACGAAGGCAAGAGUAGUUCAAGCAGCUCCCAGGGCGGGCAGCAGGACAGCCCGCCGCACGCGUAACUCCAUCACGUACUAUAUUCCAGCACCCGGCGAAACUUGGACACUUUCUAACGGCAUUUCUUCGCUCUUACUUUAACUAUGUUAUGACGUUUCGACAACUUUAGACAAAGCUUAUUUCCGUCUAGAUAUUCCAUUCCAAAUUGAAAGGACCCAAUGGAAUUACCAGGUUUUACUUCAAAAUAUUUUCAAGCGACCACCAUCAUCAUAAUGUUAACAUUAUAAGGACACAUCUACCUCACUAUAGUUACAGAUAAACUAUACAAAUAAGUACAAGACUGAUUGGUACAAAUCCAUAAUUCUAGUACAAACUAUACAAUAUUUACUUUUUAAAUAAUAAUUUUAAUGAUAGUAAUUUUACAAUCUAAGUUUGCAAACGUAACGUAAGUACAAAUUUUAUGUGUUCGAGUGACCUUAAUUCUUUUACGUAUAUAUUGGUGUUUAUCCAAAGUUAAGUGUGUGUUUAUUUUAUUAUUACUUUGUUGCUUUAUUAUAUUAUGACCAACUUUAUGUUAAUUCUAGCUCAUAAUUAAGAAAACGACAAGUUAGAAGUAUUACAACUGGCUAUGAAAUAACAUAAAAUUGUAAGGGUCUUACAUACGCUUAACUCGGUGAAGAAGUAAUAACUUGAUACCUACUAAAAUCAAAACAAAUAGUAACAUUUAAGUAUAAAAUCCUGCAUUGUAAUGUAGAGUACAAAACCUUCAAGGUAAGAGUAGAGCCCGCAUAUACAUACGCUGCAAAAUAGAAUUUAAUGUAAGCCCUUAAAUAUUAUAUUAGAUGGUUAGCUUAGGCGAGAAAAUAAAUAUCAAUUUGUUUGUAUAUUUUUUCAGAUAAAUACAAUGUAAACGUUGAAGUUAAUGUGCCAAAGUCAAAUUAACAUUGUUGCAAUAAUUGUAGAAAUAUUAUAAUUAAGUGUAGAUUCAGUACGAUUUUCUAUUACUUGCCCUAAGCAUACGAAUUACGAAUGCUAUACUUUAUACAACAGAUAGUACAAACUACGAUAAUUAUUUUAGAUUAACUUUGCCAUGUAUAACAUUUGCGACUUAGUUUGCUCAAGAGCCUAAUCAUAAUUAAGUAGAAGAACGCGAGUAUAGUGUGGGUACUUAAACGAUCCUGCAAUCAGAGUUUACCAAAAAAAAUAUUACUGGGUAAGAGUAUUCAAACGCAGAUUUGGAUCGAAUGAUGUACGAGUAAUAUAACUCAAACAUGAUGAAGGCAUUUUUAAAUAUAAAGCCAAUAGGGUAAUUCAUAAUUAAUGGAGUUACUUUGAAAAUUAGAAUCUGCCUGUGCAGUAAAGCAUCAGUAAGUUACUCGGGAAACUAAUGUGGUUGAUACAGAAUGGAAAUUGUAUGUUAAAAUCUGUUACAUUAAGGCAUUGCUAUCCAAAGAAUUAAAGCGGCGUCCUAUAAUUGAGCUCAGAAGCACAAACAUUGUUAUUAGAAACAAUAAUUUCAGUAUCCUGUUCAUAAUAAAUAUUUUUGCUAUUGCAAAAUAUUUCCUACCCAUCGAUGUUAAUUGAAGACUUUGUUUUUUACACACAAAAUCUUUUUAGGUAGGUUUAGAUUCACAAUAAUAAGGAGUAAUAAUCUACCUCAAUAUUUAUGAAUAUGUCUUAGUUAUUGUAGUAAAGAUAUUUUACUGUAUUUGUUUUUAGGUUAUAAAACUGACUGUCGUAGCGCCAACGAGUUAUCAAGAUCACUUAACAUAGGCCCACUGAAACUGUCUCUUGCACUUUUCUUAUUAAAUUCUAUACAUAUUUAUGAAUACUUCGUCUACGGUAAUUUUAAGUAGCAAACCACAUACACAGGUAAUGUACAAUUUGUCUAGUUAAGGAAUAAUUAAUGUGUAAUGUCCGCCUGCGUUAGAUACCAAUGAAUUUAAGAUUUUGUUUUAAGAUUUUACAAUUUCGUAGAACAAUGUUCGAUAAACCACUUUUUAUUAAUACUUAUUAAAAUGACAUAGUACUUGUGUAACACGACAAAAAAGGCUCAGUUUACAGUGGUGCCUCUGCAUUUUGUUUAACGGCAAAACAAUGUUUGUAUGUAAAAAUUUCAAUUUUUACUUUUGGAUAGAAAUAUAAUUGAAACAUUAAAUUGUAGAGUCGUAAAUAAUUUUUGAGUUAAAAAUGUAUGCUACAUACUUCAUUAUUGUAUGCACCGGGCACAGAAGUUGGAAAAUUACUUAAAAGUUUUCAGAUUACAAUUUAACAAAUUGUACAAUAAUUUUCUAGUAACUUACAUGUUAACAUUAGUUAACAUACUAUAUCAACAAAUAACAUCAAAUUAUAUGUCAUUUAUUUUUAAAUUGCAGUUGAAAAUGAUCUGUGUUCGGUGACAUGCGCAUUAGACAAGAAUUACAAUCAUGAAUUGUUCAACAUUCAGUUUAAACACUGACAUGCUUGUUAAACUUGACCUACAUUUUUCAAUAACAACUGAAAUCUUAUCUUUUCUAUAAAUAAUUAAUUAAUGAAACACUUAAAUAGUAAAUGGUAUGUAGUAAUUGUAGUCGGCAUGACAUCACGGUAGCGGCAGAUCGGUUAAUAGAUAUUAUUCACUACGGGUCUUUUUGCAUUUCAUUUUAUAUAGCAGUAGUUAUAAUAUAGUUUUAAUUUAUAAGAUUUUAAUGAAAGACUAUUUGCAAACAUCUACCUCAUAAUUUAAUUACGUUAAAUAGAGUUUAUUGAUAAGUUAAUUAACAUUUAUAAAUUCUAGCAAUUAUUAUUUCCAUAAUUAUAUCUUUGCUGAAUGCCGAAUUUCUUUCUUAGAGUUUAAAUUUUGUUUUUUAUUAUUAUUCAAAGAAAAAUAAAUCUUAAAAAA